GGACGGUAGAAAGGUGGUUCAUGGCACUAGACGUUUGUGGAGAGGGAAGCCCAUUACAGUCUGGGCUCGGUGAUUAGUGGAGUACUGCAGUGUGUGAUUCAUACAUUUGUGACAGUUUUGGUCUCGUGUAACUCUCUCGAAGCGGCAAUGUGUUUAUGCUGAUGAAAAGUGCCAGUUGGGCUCUUUAUGCUGGAGUUGGGUUUUUGUUUGUGUAACCAUCAAGCAUGAAGUGGAAUUUGUUUAAGAAGAAGCCCGAGGCCAUGGUGGGGCCUGAGCCAACAGGAGCCAGCGCUUUGACCGUAGCCCCCGCCGUCUCCACACCUGCAGACAACUCCACCGAACAGCAGGGCCACGUCACCAAGAAUGACGUCUUUGGUGACAUCAAAAACAAGUUUCUCAAUGAGAUGGACAAGCUGCCAUUGCCUUCCUGGGCCAUAAUUGCCAUCGCUAUCGUGGCAGUGGUGCUCAUCCUCACCUGCUGUUUCUGCGUCGUUAAAAAGACCUGCCUUAAGAAGAAAAAAGGCAAGAAGGGAAAGAAAGGCAAGGGAGACAUGGGAAUGAAGAACAUGAAGGGAGGAGAGAAACAGGAAGAGGAUGAUGAUGAAGAAGAUAUAGACAUGGGAAUCGCUGAAGAGCAAGAGGAAGAACCCAAAGAAAAGGAGAAGCUCGGAAAACUGCAGUUUUCCUUGGAUUAUGACUUCGCUGACAGCAAGCUGACGGUGGGCAUCCUGCAAGCUGCAGAUCUUCUCUCUAUGGACAGUGGAGGCACCUCUGACCCGUACGUCAAAGUUUUCAUUCUCCCAGACAAGAAGAAGAAGUAUGACACCAAGGUGCACAAGAAAACCCUUAACCCCGUCUUCAACGAGACUUUCAACUUCAAGAUUCCAUUCAAUGAAAUGGGUGGGAAGACUCUGGUCAUGUCCGUGUACGACUUUGACCGUUUCUCGAAACAUGACGUUAUCGGUGAGGUGAAGAUUCCCAUGAACACGCUGGACCUUGCACAGCCCAUCGAGCAAUGGAGAGACCUGGACAGUGCUGAGAAAGAAGAGCCUGAAAAGCUUGGAGAUAUCUGCAUCUCUCUGCGUUACGUACCGACAGCUGGAAAACUCACUAUCUGCAUCCUGGAAGCUAAGAACCUGAAAAAGAUGGAUGUUGGAGGACUCUCAGAUCCCUAUGUGAAGAUUCACCUUCUACAAAACGGAAAGCGUCUGAAGAAGAAGAAGACCACGGUGAAGAAGAACACACUGAAUCCCUACUACAACGAAUCCUUCAGCUUUGAGAUCCCGCAGGAUCAGAUGCAGAAAAUCCAAGCCGUGGUCACAGUGCUCGACUACGACAAGAUCGGAAAGAAUGACGCGAUCGGGAAGAUCUGGGUUGGCAGCAAAGCACAGGGCACCGAGCUGAGACACUGGUCCGACAUGCUGGCGAACCCCCGUCGGCCCAUCGCCCAAUGGCAUCCGCUCAAACCCGAGGAGGAGGUGGAUGCGACGUUAGCAGCCCUCACUGCCAAGAAGUAAUCCUGCCACUUCCCCUCUUCUUUCCUCCUUUGCCCUCUCUACCACUUUCCCUUUCUUUCAUUCACUUGCACAACACAUCAUCUUAACCAAUCAGCACUGAAUUACAGCCGUGGCCAUCAGACUAGAGACAAGAAGAACACGAUUCGCUCUCGUCGGCUACUACAAAUUGAGAUAGCGGCGGAUCAGGGUUGCGUUUGAUCUAAUGGGGAACCUGAAGACAGACUGUUUUAACUUCUAUCGAGGAGUAAAGGGGGAGAUCAUAUUUCAGCACAUUUCCAAGCAUUCAACUGAUCAACAGCAUUCCAGAUGUUUUGCAUCAGUGACCAGGGAUAGAAAACACUGCCUAAUUUUAACACAUUUCUUCUAGAUUCUCUGGUCAUCUUGAUCUAUAAGUUCUGUUACGUUUGCCGAGUCUGAAAGGACAGUAAUGAUUCAUCAUUGUGAAUAUGAAAAAAAAAAAUGUAGGGAAUGGUUGGACUAGAUGUUCCAGCUAGAAGGAAUUUUUCAGGUGUCGUCGAAUACACUGCCUGCGAACAACCUUUUCUUCCAUCCUUCAGUUCGAACGGUCAGUCGGAUCCCACCGCUGCCCGACGUCCUAACAAAACCCUGACAAAAAGGAGACAAGCCUUCAAACAUCACGAUAAAAGCAAUUCUUAGCCGCCAGGGACGUCUUCCUGUUAGCAUCGGUGUUUUUAUCCUUUGCUUCGGUUCGUUGUGUUAAAUGUUUUCUGCCUGAGCACUUUAAACUGAAGUGUGUUUUCGUUCGAUUGUAUUUUUACUUGCUUUGUUUUGAUUCAUGUCCUGGACCAAUUUAUAAAUUCACACCACUUUGUUUUGGUUUACACCAGAAGUUAAUAUGGUUUGAGAAGUGACGUUAUGACAGAGGGCGAUGUUACGCGUGUAUUUACUACACAAAUUACCAAACCGCUGAACUUAUUUGCACUACUGGAUGUUGCUCCGUCAAUUUCAGUCUGUACUUUUUUGAUGGUGCAUUCUUGAUUCGAGUCGCAUUGGAAAAAGGGAACUUGUAUCAUCUGAAUCAGCUGCUGACAGUGGCAGUAAUUGUUGUGAGAAUGUAAAUAUCAUUUAGCUGAUGAACGACACCGAACUACACAGUAGUAAUCUUCAGGCGAACGAUCCUCAUCUUCUCAGCAGAAAGUGUUGAUGGAGAUUUCUUUAUGGAGAAUAAUAAUUUAGUGCGUGUAGACUUUUAAAUCAGGCCAAAUGUCACAGGUUUAGAUUAAUAGGGUGGGUUUAAAGGGAUUGAAGGUUUGUGUGCUCAUCAUGCUUAAACCCAAGAUAAACAACACAUUCUGGUGAGAAACUUUUAGUGCUUUCCAAAAAACAGCACUCAAGUGGAAUAUUUAACUCAUUUUGGAGGACUCGAAUGCAAAUCUUAAAGUGAAAUGUUAAAAUUAAAAGGUCGUAAUUCACACCACAAAUCUUGAAACAAAAAGUGUGAAAUGUAUUAUCCGACCAUGCUGUGACGUAGGUAUGGGUAGGGUUAGGGGCUAAAAAUCUAAUAUAUGUAACCCUGGACCACAAAACCAGUCAUAAGCAUUUUUUUUAUUAAGAUUUAUACAUAAUCUGAAAGCAGAUGUAUAAGGUUUUUCAUUGGUGUAUGGUUUGUAAUGAUAGGACAAUAUUUGGCUGAGAUGCAACUAUUUAACUCAUUCCCUGCCAGCCUUUUUUUAAUAGUUGCCCGCCAGCAUUUUUUGUGAUUUUUAUAAAAGUUUCAGAAAAUGCCUUCCAGAAAAUGUUUCUUUUAAAGAGUAACUAAACCCUAAACCAACUUUUUUUAGUUAAUGAUCUGUAAGAAUGAUGCUUUAUUAGUGAUGUUCAUUGAUUUUAGUAAGUUUUUUGACAUUUGGAUAUAAAGUGUUUCAAUACUACAAUAUAUGGUGUAAAAACGUCUGAGUGCUGCCCCCUUCAGGUUGAACGGUGGCUACUGCAGUUGAAUUUUCCUAUUGGAUGUUGGGUCCAAGAAAUAACUUGUGACGUAAGCAGGUUCAAGCUUACCACGCCCUUGUUACGAUCUCACCACACACUUAGUUCGUCCCCUCUAUCUCCGUUGGGAUCUGCCCACUUUUCUUACAUUUUUCAAAUAUUGCAGUGAGUGGGUGGAGUCAGGCUCUGACCAGGGGUUUAGUUACUCUUUAAAGGUGCAGUUUGUAGAUUUUAGUGGCAUCUAGUGGUGAGGUUGUGUAUUGCACUCCACAUAGAGAAGCUAUGGUAGCCGACAAACAUGUCAUCGUUUGAGACAUCGAAGUGACAAACGCGCUCUAUAGGACAGUUUGUCCAUUUAGGGCUACUGUAGAAAUAUGAGGCACAAAAUGGCGCCCUCCAUGUAAGGGGACCCGCGGUGUGUGUAGAUAAAAACAUCUUAAUUUAAGGUUUAUAAAAACAAUACAGUUUAUAUUAUAAGGUCUUUAUACAACACAGUUAUCUAUAUUAUAUUGUAUUGCUGUCUAAAGAUCCUUCUAAAAUGUACCCACUACACCUUUAAAAAUAUAUAAAAAAAACAAAUAUAUCAAAUGAAUGAACAGACCCUCUGCUUUCAAACAAACAAACAAAACAGGGAAAAAAAGUUUCAUCCUAUCUAUAUUUUUUCUCUGCUUAUAAACUCCUUCACAAAAUGGGUAUGGGUAUUUUUCUUCAAAAAUAAGAUUUUAUUUAGCAAAAAACUUAGAUAAUUGAAUUUUUGUGAAGGAAUUUUGUUAGACCAGAUUCAGAACGAUUACCAAAACAGACACGGUUGUAAAAUUAAUAAAUAAUUUUUUGCUUGAGUUUUUUUUAUAAAUUGGGUACCAUAAUCCCAGUAUUACAUAGAAACCAUAAAAACUCAUCGUUUUUUUUUUCAUGCAAAAGUUUUCCAGUAAUUGACAAAAUAAGUUGUCAAUGGCAGGGAAAGAGUUAAAAAUCUGGAAUCUAAGGAUGCAAAAAAAUCUAAAUAUUGAAUAAAAUCGCUGUAGCAAUGCAUAUAACUAAUGAUAAAUACAUUUUGAUGUAGGUAAGGUAAUUUACAAAAUAUCUUCAUAAUCUUUAGGCUACAUAAUAUACAGAUUUUUGGCAUAAAAAAAUCUACAUAUUUGACCAAUACAAUACAAAUAUACCCAUGCAACUUAUGACUGAUUUAAUGGUCCAGAUUCACAUAUAUUAUAAAUAAUUUCAAUAAAAUGUAAUUGUCAAUGUAAUACAAUAAAAUGUUUUAUACUUGAUAAUAAUAUAAAUUCAUUGACUGAGUCCUUCAAACUGAGGUAAAAUUCAUGAGUAAGUGUUGUUUUGUGCAAUUUUCCUUACGAGACUGUCGUGUUUACGUGACACGCGGCGUUCAGUUGCAAUAACUCUGUCGCUAGUUAGCAGGUAUUUCCAUCCACGUUCACAGUUUGACGUUAUAUCGCUGCAGAAUUAACAAAUGUGUGAUUAUUUAUUGUUUAUUUAAGUUCAAACACAUUGUUUACUUAUGUCAACUCUAUUAAUGUGAGUUAAUUCUACACAACCGUGUCUAUUAUUUAAAAAAACGUACGCAAAGAAAUCGUAAAUCGCAACAAAUCCCCUCCCCGAACCCAUAAGCGUUUAGUUUUAACUAUAUAUGCAUAGUUCCUACUUUAUAAUACUGCAUGAUACAAUAAAAAAGAUGCGCAUGUUUCAGAGAUGAAGCAAAAUAUGUUGUGUAGGUGUUCUUUGUCAUUUUAAUACAGUAAUGAGGACGGAGAUAAGAUACUGUGUAUAUUUUCGAAACAAAUCAAAUAUGUAUUUAUUUUCUGUGAGUGGGUACUGGAGAGAAUAUGAACUACACUAUUCCUCAUUUUCAGAUCCAUGCCUGAUCAUCAUAAGCAAAUAUGUUAAGUGCUUCGUGUGAACUAACGUAGAAUGAAACGUAGCCGCAUGCUUGCCGUCUACUAAUGUUGUUAAGGACAAACUUAAUGUGUAAAUUGAUUUAUUCUUUAUUUUUUAGAGUAAAAUUUCCAUGUCUUUUUGUCGAUAUACAUUUGCGGGAAGUUAAAACUUCCAUAGGGGGCUCCAAGUCCGAAUAUUCCCCGGCAUCAACUUUCGUGUAAUGUUUUGGGCCACACUGAAUCAUUAUGAAAGUGAUUAAGGUUUCAGUUCUUAUCUCUUAUCUAUUAUUUUCGUCUUUUCACUAUCAGUGCCAAUAAGAAUAAGUCACGUUUACUGCCAUUUUACCUGACUUUACGUCAUUCUUACGUGAUUUUUUCGGACCAACUGAUUUCUACCUUGGUGACCAAGUUGCCAAAGCACAAUAGUAUCAAUCACAUGAUAGAAAACUUGGAGUCCCUAUUGUUUUCUAUAAGCUUUUGUUUUUAAAGAAAGUUUUACAUGAUUACAGCGUUUAACUAGCCAAUAAACAGUAAGUUUGUGUGUGUGUGCGAGUGUGAAUAAGAUAAAGCCAUAAGACUUGAGCUAAAUCUUUGGAGCUCAGCUAUGUAGAUGUACUUAAAAUAACUCUAAAAAUGUCUCCUCUUUUCGUAAGUCGAUGUAUAUCUCUUCAACAUUCCAUUAAAGUCUGUGACGCUACUGUAGAAGCCACACAGUUUCUUAAAAAUGUGCUAAUUUUAACAUUAUUGGCAGUUUAACUUCCAAUAGCCAGUCUCUUAUAAUGUGUAUUUUUAUUUAUUUAUUUAUUUUGUUGAGUGUUAUGAUGAUUUCAUUUUCUAUUGGGUUUUGCAAAUGCCUUUAUUUAACACUGUGUGCUAGGGACAUCUGUACUGUAUGAACAUAUAUGUGUGUGUGGUCAAUGUAGUCCUUUCCAUUGUAUGUUUGCACAUGCAUUUUUGGGCAAAGGGCAAUUUUCAAGGGCAGUAUACAGUAAAAGGAUUGGUUAACCAUAGAAAUAUACCAUCAUUUUACUGUAGUACUGAGUAACUUUUUUAUUUAUUAAGUACAAUAAUAGUAAUACAUUAUAAAUAAAUGAACUCGAUUUGUUCAAGAAGACAAACUCUGAUUUGUUGGUUUAACUUAAAAAAGUUAGUCAUUUUUGAGUUGAUUUGACUUAAAAAUAUUAGUUGAGUCAAAAAAGCAUUAUGCCUAAACUAAUAUUUUUGAGUUGAACUAACUCAACAUUUUAAAGAGCACCUAUUUCAUCGCUAAAAACAAUGUUAUUUUAUGUAUUUGGUGUAAUAUAAUGUGUUCGCGUGGUUUAUGGUUAAAACACACAUUAUUUUCCAAAUACCGCACAUUUUUGUAGCUCCAGAUUUCACUCUCUUGAUUGGCCACCUAACCUGUACUUGUGAUUGGCCUGAAUUCCUCUGACGUCAGGAAAUGUGAUGCUUCUUACCAUGUUUGAAAGAUUCGCUCACAAUGCAAUGCUAACAGGAGUUAACUUACAGGCUGUGAGUCCAAAGCGGGAGGAAUUAUGAUAAUGUUGGUCCACCAACCCCAGGAAGUAAACUGUUGCCUACAAUCUAUGUGUUUGUUGUAGUCCAAAAAAAGAGAUUUACGUUGGAGACGAUAACUCACGUCUUCGUUUAGUUUGGGGUUUGUACCUUUUGCAUAUCGUUAACAUGUACUAAUACACACUUACACACAAAAGCAAAUGUAAAUCGUGACUCGGACAAUAGGUGCUCUUUAAGGCAACAGGACACUUACUUUUUAAAAUUUAACCAACAAAUCAUUCUUUACCUUGUAAUAAUUAAAACAAAUGAAAACCUAAAUGAUAGAUGCAUUCAGGACACUUAUUUAUUUAUUUAUUUGAAAGAAAUUAAUCAGAAUUGUGCAUAAAUUAAGCUCGUCCAGCUAAUGUCAUUUAGCAUUAGCCGAGAACGUUUUGGGCUUAAGUGCGUACAGUAUGAUUGUGUGUGAAUUGAAUAAUAAUGCAUAGGCCCUUUAAUAAAGAAUCAUUUAUUGUGAGUUAAUCGAGCACUGCCAUUCUGCCUAUAUGGCAGCGUGCACAAUGAACAUUUAUUUAAAACAUUUCUACCGUAAAUGAGUUGCUUCUCGCAAGCGAAUAAAUGCGAGAAAUACAUGCUUCAAUGGUUUGAAACCUUUGAACGGCAACAGUAAAGAUCUGCUUACAGAAGCAACUCUUGUGUUUUUUGUGAGUGUUUUUUUGUGGUUGUACAGAUGAAUGAGAGAUUCACAGCAGCUGAGAUGUUUUUACAUUUGUGUUAAUUUUGACGAACACUAGCUUUGAGCAAAAGGGCAACCGAUUGCGAAUGCCCUCACAUCUGCUUAUGCAAAAUCACAUCUGGGGGUGAAAGAACGGAAAGCUCGCCAUUGUAUCGGUUUUAUUUUCCCUUGCACUUCUCAUUUGGCUUAUCUGGAGUUAUAAAAGUGAUCUUUUAUCUAUUUGUGCAGUUUUUGUUUUCUAGUCAGUGGGAGACUGUGAGGGUUUGUUUGUAUCUGUUUUAGUGUUGUUGUGUGUGCGCGUUUGCGUUGCGUGUUCACGUCUGUAUCGUCGUGCCUAGUGUGGAUCAAUCGCAUGCUUUAGACCCUGAUGGGACACUUUGACAAAAUGUUGCUCACAGACUCUUCCCAUGACUCCUAAUGGACGGUACAUGAGCAUCAGCAAUCCUUGUAAAGACGUCAAGGGAACCAAAUAGCUCUUCGGAUUUAUCAUGUGUGUUACCAGCUCUGUACUGAAACAAAUGAUAAAAAUAAAGGCCUUUACACUUA
Messenger RNA from Paramisgurnus dabryanus, 8150 nucleotides. RefSeq names its product synaptotagmin IIa (gene syt2a). Gene Ontology annotation, molecular function: SNARE binding; phosphatidylserine binding; calcium-dependent phospholipid binding. Lineage: Eukaryota; Metazoa; Chordata; Actinopteri; Cypriniformes; Cobitidae. Gene Ontology annotation, biological process: calcium ion-regulated exocytosis of neurotransmitter; synaptic vesicle endocytosis. Gene Ontology annotation, cellular component: synaptic vesicle membrane; axon; dense core granule. The record is from RefSeq and is a predicted model, not a curated record.